Messenger RNA from Leptosomus discolor (cuckoo roller), 603 nucleotides. RefSeq names its product dermatopontin (gene DPT). The record is from RefSeq and is a predicted model, not a curated record. Gene Ontology annotation, cellular component: extracellular matrix. NCBI's taxonomy places the organism in Eukaryota, Metazoa, Chordata, Aves, Leptosomiformes, Leptosomidae. Gene Ontology annotation, biological process: collagen fibril organization.
AUGGACCUCGUCCUUCUCUGUGUGUUUCUUCCUCUGGUGACCGUGGCAUGGGGCCAGUACGGUGGUGACUAUUCCUACGGUCCCUAUAACUAUGGAGAUAAUGAUGAAUGGGCCAAUGCGUACCGGCAGGGUUUCAACUUCCAGUGCCCACACGGGCAGGUGAUUGUGGCCGUCAGGAGUGUUUUCAACAAGAAGGAAGGCUCCGACAGACUGUGGAACUAUGCCUGCAUGCCAGCAGCCCAGAGCCUCGGUGAGCCGACAGAGUGCUGGUGGGAAGAGAUCAACAGGGCAGGAACUGAAUGGUAUCAAACCUGCUCAAACAAUGGGCUGGUGGCCGGUUUCCAGAGCCAGUAUUUUCCAUCUGUUCUUGACCGUGAAUGGCAAUUUUACUGCUGCCGCUAUAGCCGGAGAUGCCCGUAUUCAUGCUGGUUAACAACAGAAUAUCCAGGACACUAUGGAGAAGAUAUGGACAUGAUGAUGUACACUUACGACUAUUACAUCCGUGGGGCAACCACAACUUUCUCUGCUGUGGACAGGGAUCGUCAGUGGAAAUUCAUUGUCUGCAGGAUGACAGAGUAUGACUGCCCAUUUCAAAAUGUUUAA